Messenger RNA from Aspergillus thermomutatus, 417 nucleotides. RefSeq lists its product as uncharacterized. The transcript has a single exon. Lineage: Eukaryota; Fungi; Ascomycota; Eurotiomycetes; Eurotiales; Aspergillaceae. The annotation marks the transcript as partial. The record is from RefSeq and is a predicted model, not a curated record.
CUUCAUACAGAUCCUAAAUGGCUUGUGGGGCAUCUCACUCUCCAUACACAGGCGCUCUUAGCAGCUCAGCAGCAGCAGGUCCGACAGCUUAAUAUCCCACAGGCGACGCGGUCAUGGCAGUCACGUUCCCGGCCUAAGACCUUCGACAUGCUGAGAACAUUAAAUGCAGGCCUGUCACCCGCAGACUUUGAGGCAGACUCUGAUCCAGAAAAUAUUCAGGUAGAACAGGAGCGGCUUACGCGGCGACUUAGGCGGAUGCAACAGCGAGCGCGUGUUGCGCAAUAUGAGACAGCACGGUUCCUCCAAUGUGAGCAAGUCAUGCAGCAAUUCCGCCAGCAAGCUAAACAGGCCCAGCCGGGGACAAUGACAUUCGCUGAAUGGGAGGCUGGGAUGGCACAGUUCCAUAGGGCACGAUAG